AAAGAAGCUUCCUUCCUUCACCCACACUGUCUUCUCUCUGCUACAAAUCCCAAAACCCUGUUCACACCUCAGAGGAAGAGGAGAGAAGGAAAGCAUGGCCAGUGCUUCGGCGGUGAACUUGGAAGAUGUUCCAUCCGAAACCCUUAUGUCCGAGCUCCUCCGUCGCAUGAAGUGCGCCACCAAACCCGACAAGCGCCUCAUUCUCAUCGGUCCACCGGGAUCAGGAAAAGGUACUCAAUCACCAAUCAUUAAGGAUGAGUACUGUUUGUGUCACUUGGCUACUGGUGAUAUGUUAAGAGCUGCUGUUGCUGCUAAAACCCCACUUGGAGUUAAGGCUAAGGAGGCUAUGGACAAGGGAGAACUUGUGUCUGAUGACCUUGUUAUUGGCAUUAUAGAUGAAGCAAUAAAGAAACCAUCCUGUCAAAAAGGUUUCAUUCUGGAUGGAUUCCCUAGGACUGUAGCCCAGGCAGAGAAGCUUGAUGAGAUGCUUGAAAAGCGAGGAGCUAAACUUGACAAGGUCCUUAAUUUUAAAAUUGAUGAUGCUAUUUUGGAGGAGAGAAUUACUGGUCGCUGGAUCCACCCAUCUAGUGGCAGGUCAUACCAUUCGAAAUUUGCACCUCCAAAGGUUCCUGGUGUUGAUGAUGUGACUGGAGAACCUUUGAUACAACGUAAAGAUGAUACUGCUGCUGUUCUCAAGUCAAGGCUGGAGGCAUUUCACCAGCAAACUGAACCGGUAUUCUGUGUCUCAAUAUGGUUAUGCAUGCUGGGAAAGAUCCAGAAUCUUUUUAGGAUCACUUCUAAUUUGCAUGGAAUCAAAGCUUUAACCUUUAGUUUCCAGCAAAUCAAGCUCAAUGACUGAGGCUCUCUAUGACCUUGGUGGAAAUUAAGUAUAUUGGAAAUUAUAAGCAUGCGUGGAAGUUUCUGAUUCUUACACAUGAAAGAAAAGAAAAGAGCUAUUAUUAUAAGCAUGUUUAAGAGUUCCUCAUUCAAAAUAUUCUUACAUUUAUGUCUGUGUGUAUAUCUAUAUAGAUUUGAAAGAAAAGAAAUUAAAGGCAGCAGUGAUUGAUAAUGGAAGAACUAUUAUUAUUCUUUUUAUUAUUUGGUCAUCGUGUCUAUUAAUCAUGUAUGAGGUAUCUCUUGAUGUUUCUUAUCUAAUUAUGAUACGACAAAAGGACUGCUGUACGUUAAUUUUUUAUUGUGCCUUGCUCUCGUCUCUAUUGAGUUAUAGUACCAUUUCUAAUGUGUUGUUCAUGUUUGAAAUUAGGUAAUUGAAUAUUAUACCAAGGGGGGAUUGGUUGUAAAUCUCCAUGCAGAGAAACCUCCAAAAGAAGUUACAGCUGAAGUGCAAAAGUCGCUUUCAUCAUGAACGUUGACCAGGCUGCAAAUGUGCUCAUUCAUUAGUGUUGGUUCAUUUAACUAAGAAAUUACUUAUUUUUGCAAAAGUUUUUUCGACUUUUUUUCAUCAGAUAUCCAGAUGGACUGGUAUCUUUCAUUCCUUUUUAACUAAAGGAUCAGCUAUACUCUUUGUUGCAUUGCUCAGGUUUUAACUUUGACAAUAAUGCAAUAGAUUGAAUGAUAGAACUUUUUUGGUUAUUAAUUCUUAGUUGCAAUACUGCCUCAUUUUUUU
Molecule: messenger RNA, 1627 nt
Organism: Rubroshorea leprosula
Lineage: Eukaryota; Viridiplantae; Streptophyta; Magnoliopsida; Malvales; Dipterocarpaceae
Source: the annotation of a GenBank genome assembly